AUUUGCAGCGGCUCCUUGAACAUGUCAUCUCGCCCGAAGCCCACCGCGCCGAAGCCGGACCCAAAAUUCGUUGAGGAGCGCCGCGCAGAGGAGAAGGGCGGAGCGACCGAGGAGAAGAGCUCCUCCAACCCCAUCCAGAAUUGCUGGGCGUGGGUCUCGGAGAACCUCGGCUGGAUCGGCACGGGCAAGAACUACGGCCUCAUCGCCUUGAACGUCAGCCCGGGCGGCACCUCGUUUCUGUACGAGUCGGUGAUGAACAUGGGCGGCGACUUCAAGGAGGGCCUGCUCAAGUGCGCCUUCUUCAAGGACGCCGCGGGCCCGUGGAAGGGCGACACCGACCCGAACAAGGUUGGCAAGAUCUGCAACACGGCCGCCAAGUCCGUCGGCUCGCUCAAGCUCUUCGGGGCCUGCGGCCCUAACAAUGGCCUGGUCGAGGUCUCGGUCGGCCCGCAGUCAAUGCCGCUGGCCUAUGUCUCCGUGUACAAGCCCGGCAUGGGCCUCGUGACGUCGCAGACCUUUGGAUCUGUGGCUGGCUUCAGCAAGGACGGGGAGGGCAACGUGGUCGGCCUCACCACCGAGGACGCAGACGGCAACAAGUUCGUCAAGUACCCGCCGGCGCCUACGCCUUGCGGCGGCGACUAGUCGGCACUCGAUGCCAUGCCGGUCGACGCUGCUACGCCUACGGUAUAGACCCGCGUACUCCAACCCUCUGCCUCUCUAAACUCAGUACUCUGCGGCCCCUCUCGAGAGCCCUCGCAUGUGCGCAUGUUCCAUGGCGGCUUUUUCGGUCACGGUGUAAAAAUGUGCGAUGUAGACCCC
This is a messenger RNA of Emiliania huxleyi CCMP1516, 819 nucleotides long. RefSeq lists its product as hypothetical. The coding region runs from base 22 to 642 and encodes 206 amino acids. The transcript has 3 exons. The record is from RefSeq and is a predicted model, not a curated record. Lineage: Eukaryota; Haptophyta; Isochrysidales; Noelaerhabdaceae.